This is a messenger RNA of Dovyalis caffra, 252 nucleotides long. Lineage: Eukaryota; Viridiplantae; Streptophyta; Magnoliopsida; Malpighiales; Salicaceae. The record is from the annotation of a GenBank genome assembly.
AUGGGUGAAGAGUUUGUAGCAUGGGAGAGGGCUGCUUGUGGGAGCUACUUAUGGCAUAAGAAAGAGGCUGUUAUGAGGGCUACUUAUGGCUUGAAAGAGGAGUUGGAGCACACAAAGGAGCUAAAGGUAUGGGUUGGAAUGGCUUAUCAAAGGAAGGGGUCAGUUAUAGAAAGGUUUCGGGGUGGUUAUGAUGGUUUUUGUCAAGGAAAGAAAGAGAGGAAAGGGGCUGCCAUGGAGGAACUUUAUGGGUGA